UCAAAUAUAUGUUUUAAAAUUUUGUAUUGACAAAUUUAAUAAAAUGGAUAAUUUUGAUGAAGAUCCCAGAUUAAAAGAUGCCGAAAGACACUAUCUUGAAUUCCUGGAUGAUCAAGAGGAUCAAGGUAUUUACACUAAUUUAGUGAAAAAUAUGAUAGAUGAAAAAAAAUAUCGAUUGAUCGUUAAUAUUAAUGAUUUACGUAGAAAAAAUCCUGAACGAGCUAUCAGUUUAUUGAACAAUUCAUUUGAGGAAAUUGUACCAUUUCAAAAAGCAUUGAAGCAAUUUGUAUCAAAUAUAGAUACAGAUUGUGCUAAAGGAAAUACUGAAUUUUUUAUUGGCUUUGAAGGUAGUCUUGGUAGUAAGCAUACAACACCAAGAACAUUAACUUCAAGAUUUUUAGGCAAUAUGGUAUGUGUAGAAGGAAUUGUUGUUAGAUGUUCUUUAGUUAGGCCAAAAAUAGUAAGAAGCGUACAUUAUUGUAGUUCUACUAAUAGCGUUAUGGAAAGAGCAUAUAGUGAUUUAACAUCUUUUGAUGCAUUUCCCACAUCAGCUGCUUAUCCUACACAGGAUGAUGAUGGAAAUCCUUUAGAAACUGAAUAUGGUCUUUCUACUUAUAAAGAUUAUCAAACUCUUACUAUUCAAGAGAUGCCGGAGAAAGCUCCUGCCGGACAAUUACCAAGAAGUAUUGAUGUAGUAUGUGACAAUGAUUUAGUAGACCAUUGUAAACCUGGAGAUCGAGUACAAAUUGUUGGAGGCUAUCGUUGCUUGCCUGGAAAAAAAGAGGGUUAUACCACUGGUGCCUUUAGGACUGUUUUAAUUGCCAAUAGUAUAACACAGUUAACUAAGGAAGCUAACUUAAAUAUUUCACAUGAUGAUGUAACAAUGUGUAAAAACCUGUCCAAAAAUAAUCCGCAGAAAAAUAUUUUUGAACUUCUAAGUAAAUCAUUGGCUCCUUCUAUUCAUGGUCAUGAAUACAUAAAGAAAGCAAUUUUAUGUCUUUUAUUAGGUGGAAGUGAAAAAAUUCUUCAAAACAACACAAGACUUAGGGGAGAUAUAAACAUUUUAUUAAUUGGAGAUCCUUCGGUUGCGAAGUCUCAAUUAUUACGAUACGUACUGAGUAUUGCGCCACGUGCUAUUACGACUACGGGGCGAGGUUCAUCCGGUGUUGGUUUAACAGCCGCUGUAGUUUCUGAUGUAGAAAGUGGUGAACGUAGGUUGGAAGCUGGUGCAAUGGUUUUAGCUGACCGUGGCGUUAUUUGUAUUGAUGAAUUUGAUAAAAUGUCAGAUAUUGAUAGGACAGCCAUUCACGAGGUAAUGGAGCAAGGUAGAGUCACGAUCGCCAAAGCAGGAAUUCAUGCUAGUUUAAAUGCUCGAUGUUCUGUAUUAGCAGCUGCAAAUCCUGUUUAUGGACGAUACGAUCAAUAUAAAUCUCCAAUGGAAAAUAUUGGCCUCCAAGAUUCGCUACUUUCUCGAUUUGAUUUACUUUUUGUCAUGCUGGAUACUAUUAAUGCAGAUAAUGAUCAUAUUAUAAGUGAUCACGUUGUGAGAAUGCACAGAUAUCGAAAUCCUUCGGAACAGGAAGGUGAAGCUUUACCGUUUAAUAUUGGAAUAGAUUAUUUAAGUACAAAAAAUCCGGAUGCAGAAGUACUAGAAGAAGAAGAAACACAAGUUUAUGAAACAUAUGAUCCUCUUUUACAUGGAAAGUCUCGUAAGAAAAGUGAUCAAAUUCUUACGGUAAAGUUUAUGAGAAAAUAUAUUCAUAUUGCUCGUUGCAUGAAGCCCAAACUUACUGAAGAGGCUUGUAAAAGUAUUGCAGAUGAAUAUGCACGUCUUAGAUCAGAAGAUAAUAUCGAGUCUGAUGUAGCUAGGACGCAACCAAUUACUGCUCGUACGGUUGAAACAUUAAUACGUCUAUCAACAGCUCAUGCUAAAGCUCGUCUCUCAAAAAAUGUUACUGUCGAAGAUGCACAAGCUGCCAUUGAACUAGUCCAAUAUGCAUAUUUCAAACGAGUAUUAGAAAAAGGAAAGAAGAAGCGCAGAAGAAGUAGUGGUACCAGUAGUGAGGAGGAUGCUGAUUUCGAAUAUAAAAAGCCUAAACGCACCAGGAAACGCAAUCUUGUAGAUGGUGAACCUGGAUAUGAUCCAUAUGCUUAUGAUGAUGAUGACGACGAUGAAUCCCAUAUUGACGAUGCUAUUCAGCGGGUUACUCGUUCUCAGACUAAAGAAAUUGAUACAGAAGAGAAAUCACCUUCCUCGACGCCACAAAUACAGGAAAUUAGUAACGAUAGACUUCAAGUAUUCCGAAAAUCAUUAUUGAAAAUGUUUCAAGAAAAACGAUCUGAUACAUUACCUGUGGAUAAUGUUCACGAUUACAUAAAUUCACAAAAUACACCUUCUUUUUCAUCUGAUGAAAUCCAUGCUGCUCUUUAUAGAAUGUCGGAUGAAAAUAAAAUCAUGGUUGCUGAUAAAAAUAUCUUUUUAAUUUAA
Messenger RNA from Ceratosolen solmsi marchali, 2488 nucleotides. It is a transcript of the gene Mcm3, whose product is annotated as minichromosome maintenance 3. Gene Ontology annotation, molecular function: single-stranded DNA helicase activity; ATP hydrolysis activity; ATP binding. The transcript has 11 exons. Lineage: Eukaryota; Metazoa; Arthropoda; Insecta; Hymenoptera; Agaonidae. The record is from RefSeq and is a predicted model, not a curated record. Gene Ontology annotation, cellular component: MCM complex; nucleus. Gene Ontology annotation, biological process: DNA strand elongation involved in DNA replication; double-strand break repair via break-induced replication; mitotic DNA replication initiation. Bases 44 to 2488 code for a protein of 814 amino acids.